AUAACACGGAUACUUCACUUUGUUGCCGUAUCGCGUAUCGGAUACGUAUCCGAUACCGAUACGCGACGGAUACGCGACGGAUACGUAUCCUGGGCGUAUCCGCGGGAUGGGCCGUAUUGGGCCGGGAAACCUCAGAUUCGAUACGUAUCUCGGUGGAUACGGCCCAGUUUAAAGCCCAUCUAAAGGAGCCGGCCCGAUAGAAUUAACGGGCUGGACCAAAAAGCCCAUUUGUGAUGUAGCCCAUUGCAGCUGGAUGAACAAAUCUAGCUCUAUAAAUAAUGAUGCUCUAUACAAUAUAAGAUUCCACACAAUUGAGAAAGCCGCAGCUAGGUCAAAAACUCCCCGCCUCCAUAGAUUCGGUAUGUUAUAAUUCAGUUUUAUGUAUCUAUUUUUGCCAUCGCUUUUCUAUGUUAUAAUUCAGUUUUUUGCUCCCCCAAUUCAAUUCAAUUAUAAUUUCAGCAGUAUGGCAUCUCCAAAUCUGAGUGCUACUGCUGCUAGUUCUAGUGCUAGUUCUGCUGCUAGUUCUAGUGUUGGAUCUGGGUCCAGACAAAUAACUGAUAUCAGGGCUCCAUUGUGGGAUCAUGUCACCAUUCUAGAGAAGCCUAAACCUGGUGGAGGAAAUAUAUUAUGGAGAUGCAACUAUUGUCCAUUUUCAAAAAGCACUAGCUAUACAAGAGUUGAAGCUCAUUUGUAUGAAGGGAAGGAACCAAAUGAGGAGUCAGACCUCUACUCUGUUAUUCAUGAUAUAUUGAUUGCUAGGUGGACAAAAGGCAAUAAUCCACUUCAUUGUUUGGCUCAUUCACUCAAUCCAAGAUUUUACAGCAACAUGUGGCUUCAAGAAGGUGCUGGCCGACUACCCCCCCACAAGGACAAGGAAAUAUCACAAAUGAGGAUGACUUGCUUCAAGAAAUUCUUUCGCAUACCGCAAGAGUUGGCUGCAGUGAAGGAAGAAUAUGCAAGGUUUUCUAGUUGUUCAGAAGAAUUCAAUGACCCUGAUUCUAUACAUGAUAGAUGGGCUGUUUCCCCAAUGACAUGGUGGACAAAUCAUGGACAAUCUAUCCCUCUUUUGAUGAGUUUGGCCAUGAAACUGCUCAGCCAACCGGCCUCUUCUUCUUGCUGUGAAAGAAAUUGGAGCACAUAUAGCUUCAUCCAUAGUGUCAAGAGAAAUGCCUUAACUCCUGAGCGGGCUGAAGAUUUGGUCUUUGUGCACUCAAAUCUGAGACAUUUGUCAAGAAGAACUGAUGCAUACAAGAAAGGAGAGACAAGGAUGUGGGAUGUUGGGGGAGAUUCUUUUGAUUCCCUUAGUGGUGUUGGUCUUCUUGAAGUUGCUGACCUCUCCAUUGAUGAACCUGAGUUGCAGGCUGUAUCAUUUGGAUUGGGUGAUGCCGAGGAUGAAGGUGUGGAGCUGGAGGAGACGGGGAAUGAGGAAGAAGCUUGAUGUUGAUGGCUUGAUGCUAGUUUGCUACUACCUUUUAAUUAUUUCCUAAUUUAGAACCUGCUGCUAUCAUGUUAUUUUGAGUGUAAUAGACCUUUAAUGUCUCUAUGUUGAAUUAGAAUAUCUAUUUUGUAAUUUAUUUUGCACUAUUAUUAUUUAUUAAAAAAAAUAGUUAAAACGUA
Messenger RNA from Salvia splendens (bonfire salvia), 1617 nucleotides. RefSeq lists its product as uncharacterized. The transcript is spliced from 2 exons. Lineage: Eukaryota; Viridiplantae; Streptophyta; Magnoliopsida; Lamiales; Lamiaceae. The coding region runs from base 380 to 1438 and encodes 352 amino acids. The record is from RefSeq and is a predicted model, not a curated record. Gene Ontology annotation, molecular function: protein dimerization activity.